CCCAACUUAAAGCGCACUCACCCAGGGGACUCAAAUGCUUGUGCGAGUUACAUUCUUUGUUUUUGGGUAAAAAAAUCUGGUACAUUCUAGCUCGCGAUUGUGGUUGUGCUGUGACGGAGAGAAUGGCAUGGAGGGGUCAUCUGUCUAAGAAUCUGAAGGAGAUUCGGAUCCUCUUUUGCCAAACUUCACCUGCCAGUUCGGCUGCUAGAUCAUUCGUCGAAAAGAAUUAUAAGGAUCUGAAAACGCUUAACCCAAAAUUCCCAAUAUUGAUCCGUGAAUGCAGUGGGACCGAACCUCAGCUCUGGGCAAGAUACGACAUGGGUGUGGAAAGGGGUAUUCGCUUAGAAGGCUUGACAGAAGCACAGAUUUUAAAGGCACUGCAGGACCUUGUUAAAGUGGGGGCAGCUCUCAAAGCCUGAGAUAUCACUGCUAUCAGAACCUCUGAAAUUAAUAAAUUAAUCUCCUAUGGGAAGCUCUUCCUAGGAUGAUUUUUAAUUUGGCAACCCAUGUUUGUCUUCCUUAUGAUGAUAUUUUGAAGUUGAAUACUCAGCAUUGUGUGUGUAGUUACUUUGGUUUGCUAAAUUGUGCUCAUUCAGUUAUUUGAACUCCAA
Messenger RNA from Cornus florida, 611 nucleotides. Its product is annotated as NADH dehydrogenase [ubiquinone] 1 alpha subcomplex subunit 2. Bases 123 to 419 code for a protein of 98 amino acids. Lineage: Eukaryota; Viridiplantae; Streptophyta; Magnoliopsida; Cornales; Cornaceae. The transcript has 3 exons. The record is from RefSeq and is a predicted model, not a curated record.